AUGGAUCGUGAUUCUGAGUCGAAGUCUCCCUUGGGGGGUCAGGCUGAGGAGGUCGAGGAGGCCCUGGAUCUGGAUAUUUGGGCAGCUGCUAAGAAAUGGCAUCGCAUCGUCUGGUAUUGCUUCGGAUUGACAUCUUGCAUCAUGAUGUAUGGAUACGAUUAUGUGAUUGUCGGGACUGUCUCUGCCAUGCCUAGCUUCCAAGAAGACUAUGGCCAGAGAUGGGGUAAUGGGUGGAUUCUACCUUCACUUUGGCUUGGCUUAUGGAAUUUUGCUAGUCCAGGUGCAUCGAUGGUCGGCGCUAUUCUAGGCGGCCUCAUGCAAGAUUGGACUGGCCGACGAAUGUGUAUUGCUGUGGGCAGUUUUCUGUCCGCGAUCGGUGUCGCUAUCCUUUUUGUCUCCAACCUCCCCGCUGACAUCACUUCGAGACGCGUCGUGUUUCUAGUCGGCAAAGGCUUUCAAGGAAUGGCUAUUGGCAUGGUUCUCACAACAACUCAGACCUACAUGUCGGAGGUUUUGCCCCCAAUCUUGAGGGGUUCGGUCAUAGCAUUUAUCCCGACAUUUGUUCUUCUAGGCCAACUCAUCGGGGCAGGGGUGAUUUACGGCUGCACGAACAUCAAGGAUGGCUAUAUUAUCUGCUUCGGGACACAAUGGCUGUUCUCUGCUGUUCCUAUGGUGGUAGCCUACAUCAUUCCAGAGAGCCCGACAUAUUUGAUUCGCAAAGAAAGAUUUGGCGAUGCUCUGAAAGCACAAGAAAAGUUAUUCUCACCUGGUAUGGAUUCCCAGGCCGUUAUCGAGGAUAUCAGGCACAACAUCGAUCAUGAGAGAGAGCAAGCCAAGGCCACGUAUUUGGAUUGCUUUAGAGGCACAAACCGCCGAAGGACACUUAUCAUCAUGUUCUCAAACUUAUUGCCUCAGUUCUUUGGUCUACUUAUUCUUUCAAAAGCCAGCUACUUUGCUCAAGUUGUUGGUAUGAAAGCCAAGCUAAGUUUAAUUGUUCUGGUAUUUGGAAUCUUGGCCGGAUUUAUUGCAAAUCUGAUUAGCAUCUGGGUGAUCUCGAAAUACGGGCGCCGGCUGUUAAUAUUGCUUUCUCUGUCAGUGGCGGGUGUUCUUUGGGCAUCUAUGGGCGUCGCGGGCAUCUGGUCUGGCCCCGUAGUUAUUUGGUAUGUGGCCAUCGUCAUGAUUGUCAUCGUUGUGGUUUCAGGACUUGGCGUAUGGCCGGCAUCUUACGCGGUUGCGUCUGAAGCUUCAUCUUUAGACACUCGCGCCAAGGCUCAAGGAAUCGGCUGGUUGACAGCUGGAUUUGCUGGUGCUCUUUUUGGAUUUUGCAUUCCGUAUAUUUUCAAUUCUGAUGAGGGCAACCUGGGCGCAAAAACAGGAUUCGUUCAUACGGGGUUUUGUCUCGUGGGCGUUGUUGGAACCUAUUAUUUCAUCCCGGAAAUGAAGGAUCGAACACCAGGUGAGAUAGAUCGAAUGUUUGAGCUAAAGUUGGAUGCGAGGAAGUUCAAGUCUUGGUCGCGUUCUUCGGAACAUGAGCCUUGA
Clonostachys rhizophaga is the source of this 1539-nucleotide messenger RNA. NCBI's taxonomy places the organism in Eukaryota, Fungi, Ascomycota, Sordariomycetes, Hypocreales, Bionectriaceae. The record is from the annotation of a GenBank genome assembly.